Messenger RNA from Daphnia pulicaria, 1299 nucleotides. It is a transcript of the gene Mdh2, whose product is annotated as malate dehydrogenase, mitochondrial-like. Gene Ontology annotation, cellular component: mitochondrion; cytoplasm. The transcript is spliced from 7 exons. Gene Ontology annotation, molecular function: L-malate dehydrogenase (NAD+) activity. The coding region runs from base 100 to 1122 and encodes 340 amino acids. Lineage: Eukaryota; Metazoa; Arthropoda; Branchiopoda; Diplostraca; Daphniidae. Gene Ontology annotation, biological process: malate metabolic process; tricarboxylic acid cycle. The record is from RefSeq and is a predicted model, not a curated record.
GGACGGAAAUCUCUCACUCCAUUUUCUAGGACGACCUUGAUCGGUUUUAUUUGUGGUUACCUGAAAACGAAAUCACGUACAAUCAUUUCCAAUUACACCAUGGCAGCAGUAACGAAACCCCAAAUUUUGAAGUCGGUCCUCAAUGGAGCCAAGCAAUUCUCAACCUCCACUAAAAGCCACACAAAGGUUGCUGUUAUGGGAGCCAGCGGUGGAAUUGGUCAACCUCUCUCCCUGUUGCUGAAGCAGUCACCAUUGGUUUCUCAAUUGAAUUUGUAUGAUAUUGUUCAUACCCUUGGUGUUGCUGCUGAUUUGAGCCACAUUAACUCAAAAGCCAAAGUUGCAGGCUUUGUUGGCCCUGAUCAGUUGAAGAGCUCUCUAGAAGGUUGUGAAGUAGUCAUCAUUCCCGCUGGUGUUCCGCGCAAGCCCGGCAUGACCCGUGACGAUCUUUUCAACAUCAAUGCUUCGAUCGUUCGUGACUUGGCCGUUGCUUGUGCUGAAGUUUGCCCCAAAGCUUUGAUUGGAAUCAUCGCUAACCCCGUCAACAGCACCGUCCCCAUUGCCAGUGAAGUUUUCAUGAAGGCCGGAGUCUACGAUGCCAACAGAAUUUUCGGUAUUACCACCCUCGAUAUCGUUCGCGCCAACACCUUCAUUGCUGAACUUAAGGGUUUGGACCCAACCACUGUGAACUGCCCAGUCAUUGGUGGCCAUGCCGGUAUCACCAUUAUUCCUCUGAUUUCCCAAUGCAUGCCAGGUGUUUCCUUCCCCACUGACCAGCUCAAAGCUCUCACCGAACGUAUCCAGGAAGCUGGAACUGAAGUCGUGAAAGCCAAGGCUGGUGCGGGAUCUGCUACAUUGUCUAUGGCCAUGGCUGGUGCCCGUUUCGCCGUCUCGUUGAUCCGAGCUCUUCGUGGCGAACAGGGAGUUGUUGAGUGUGCGUACGUGCGCUCUGACUUGACCGAAUCCAAGUAUUUCUCCACCCCCAUCCUUUUGGGCGCCAAUGGUAUUGAAAAGAACCUUGGACUCGGUAACUUGUCCGAUUACGAAAAGCAACUUGUUGCAGCCUCCAUUCCCGAAUUGAAGAAGAACAUCAAGAAGGGUGAGGAGUUUGUCCAGAAAAACUAAAUAUGUGGAUUUCGUGGGAACGAGACCCGUUCGGACUUUACAACAAAAAGAUAAAGUGAACUAGAUAUUGGAUAAUAUAUUCUAUGAUCUGCCGGUAAAGUCUAGUAAGUCACACUUAGAUUCAUUUACAGAGUGGUGUACAGUAUAGAUAAAAUACACUUUACUCGUUUUGUUGAA